AUGUCUCACUUCAACUGGACCCUGGACAGUGGAACCAACUACCACAUACUGCGCACCGCCUGCUAUCCGUACAUGAAGUACCACUGUAGCAAGAGGGAGGUGCAGGAUCUCUGGCUGGAGGACAAGUUCUUUCGGUUCCUAAAGGUUAUCAACUUGGGCUUACCUAUGCUCUUCUACGGUCUGGCUGCCAUCCGUCUAAUUAGCCACACGGAGAUCGUUCAUGUCAGCGAGUCGGUGAAAGUGCCCAUAUACUUUCUGUAUGCUGAGGACAAAGGUGCCAGCUUUUGAUUUUGAAAAUAGCUAAAUUGUGAAAUGUCGAGAAAAGCCUUCUUACAUCUUUGGUUCAUAUUUUCAAUUUGUAAAGUACCAUCCUAACAAUGUUUCUAAAAACUACUUAAAAGGUGUUCAACUCCUUAAGGCAAUGUUAUUAAAAUAUAAACAGAGUAGAACUUUGGAAUACGAUCACCCAA
Molecule: messenger RNA, 470 nt
Organism: Drosophila biarmipes
Lineage: Eukaryota; Metazoa; Arthropoda; Insecta; Diptera; Drosophilidae
Exons: 2
Coding region: 1-288 (95 amino acids)
Source: RefSeq, a predicted model, not a curated record